GAUUAAUUUUAUUCAAGUUGACAAGUAAUUAAAAUAUUGGUUCACAACUUCACAUUAAAUUACUACAAACAAUCAUCAAGCAUUUGGGGUGUGAGCACUAUAUAACCUUACAACAACAAAAUCAAGGCUAAAGCUAAGUUUAAUUUCCCAAGCUUCUUUAUGUCAUCCUUCUCCAUUUAGGUAGAAUGACAAGUUAUGACCAACCUUCAAGCUCCAACGAAGAAAUUUUUGCAGAAAAUGCUUCAACUUCUAUACAUUCCCGGUCCACUACACCUUCCCUCACAUCGCAGAGCCACCACCGGUGUGUGGCCACACUGAAGAGUCACAACUCUUACACCUCAUCCCUCGUACUCGCCGGAAAAUUCCUUUUCACCGGUUCCUCCGACAAAGAAAUCCGCAUGUGGAAGCGCCGAGCAGAUCACGAAAAUCCCACUAACGACGACGUGGUGGUGGUGGUGGCCGGAAAAGGGGCGGUGAAGUCCCUGGUGGUUUCAGCCGGCGACAAAAUAUUCAGCGCUCACCAAGACAACAAAAUCCGGGUAUGGAAGAUCAACAAUCAUCACAACUCGGAUACCCAAACCUUGGCACACUUGGCCACGCUGCCGAUUCUCAGCGACCGGGCAAUCAAAUAUCUCCGGCCGAAGAACCACGUCCAGAUCAGACGCCACAAGACCUCCACCUGGGUCCACCAUGUCGACGCCGUCUCGGCCCUCGCCCUGUCCCAAGACGAAUCUCUCCUUUACUCUGUUUCCUGGGACCGGACCCUCAAGAUUUGGAGCACGCCCGAUUUCAAAUGUAUACAAUCAAUCGAAAACGCACACGACGACGCCAUUAACGCUCUAGCAGCGUCGCGAGACGGCCGCGUCUAUACCGGAUCGGCGGACAAGAAAAUUAAGGUCUGGGGAAAACCCCACGGCGGCGAGAAGAACCACUCCCUGGUUGCCACGCUAGAGAAACACAGCUCCGGGAUAAACGCAUUAGCAGUGGACAUGAAUGGUUCGGUUCUAUAUUCCGGCUCCUCCGACAGGACCAUUUUGGUCUGGGAGAACGAUUGCGGCGGCGGCGGCGGGCGCACCGUGGCGGCGCUCAGGGGCCAUAAGAAAGCAAUACUGUGUCUGGGUGUGGUGGCGGAUUUGGUGUGCAGUGGGUCGGCGGACAAAACGAUAAGAAUUUGGCGGCGAGGCGUCGAGAGAUGUUACUCUUGUGUGGCGGUGUUGGCGGGGCACGACGGGCCGGUGAAGUGUUUGACGGCGGCGAGUGAUUGUCACCACGAGGGUGACGAUGAAACAUCCUCGUAUCUCCUCUAUAGCGGUGGCUUAGAUGGCGACACAAAAGUUUGGGAGAUUUUUGUUCUUCGCUGAAUUGAAAGUGAAAGUUUGUUCCUUGUGUGUAUAGUAUGAAGGUAAGACCGUAAGAACAUACAAGAGAAGUAGUAAUUAAUUUACCUCCAUUUUCACUUCAACAUUCUUUAAUUCUUAUGGAUUAUAUAUUCCUUCAAUUAUUUAAGGUUACAAGCACUCAACCUAACAUUAGCUUUAACCCCCACUAACCAUCUACGAAAAGAUUCUGCAUAUCGUAGUGACAAACUGGCCU
Messenger RNA from Ipomoea nil (Japanese morning glory), 1593 nucleotides. RefSeq names its product vegetative incompatibility protein HET-E-1-like. The record is from RefSeq and is a predicted model, not a curated record. Bases 186 to 1361 code for a protein of 391 amino acids. NCBI's taxonomy places the organism in Eukaryota, Viridiplantae, Streptophyta, Magnoliopsida, Solanales, Convolvulaceae. Gene Ontology annotation, molecular function: protein binding. The transcript has a single exon.